This is a messenger RNA of Epinephelus moara (kelp grouper), 2648 nucleotides long. RefSeq names its product SPT2 chromatin protein domain containing 1 (gene spty2d1). The record is from RefSeq and is a predicted model, not a curated record. The coding region runs from base 526 to 2628 and encodes 700 amino acids. Lineage: Eukaryota; Metazoa; Chordata; Actinopteri; Perciformes; Serranidae. Gene Ontology annotation, biological process: regulation of DNA-templated transcription; nucleosome assembly. Gene Ontology annotation, molecular function: DNA binding; histone binding. The transcript has 6 exons. Gene Ontology annotation, cellular component: nucleolus.
UUUAAUUCUGUCUUUCUCGCCGUUAGCAUGGGGCUGUUAGUUGUUAGCUGUAGUUCAGCAUUAACGUUAGUUCUUGUCUCUACCAACACCCGGCUCAACAUUAUGGCUUAGUUUUUAGUGUUUUCUCUCAGUUGGCUUUAGUCUUGCCGAUAUUUUGAUGGAUUUGACCUUAGUUUGGUGUGUUAAAUCAGUACAAAAGUUCGUCUGUCAGUCUUCUUGGUUGGCUAACAGCAGUUAACGUUGGUAAACGUAAGGUUAGCUAACGCUAACUUUGCUAGCUUGUGCUAACGCAAGCCGAUGGAGUAAAGUAGCUUCAACUGUUUGAUAUACCGUUUUGUUCUUAUGGUCUGUGUUUGAGAAAGUGUUUUCCUUUAUAGCUAGUUAAGUGCUGUUUGGUAACGCCAAAUCCCAGGCCAGCUUACCCGGUUUGUAAGGUAAACGCUAACAUUAGCUUUAGCACUCAGUAACGUCACUCCUCGUUGAAUCUUCAUUUCAAACAAUCAUCUUACAUCAUCUGCUGCCAAAAUGAUGGACUUUGAUAACAUAUUGGACAUCGCCUCGCAAAACCAGGGCGUCAGCAGUGUACAGAAGAGGUACAGUCUACAAGCUGGACCACCUAAAAAGGACCCGAGGUCGAAAGGUGUGAGUGCUUCUGCUGUGCAGGCACUUUUGCAGAAGCAACGCAGUGAAAUGAAAAAGAAAGAAAUUGAAUCAAAGAAACAGAAGGAGGAGCUACUGGCCAAGAGGGUUGAGUUGAAGUCAGACCGUAAGGCACGAGCAAUGGCUUCCAGAACUAAGGACAAUUUCAGAGGCUACAAUGGCAUCCCAGUGGUAGAUGUGCCCAAGAAGAGGAGAUCAAAACAAGAAAUGCUGGAAGAAAGAUCAGCGAAUGAGGAAAGAUUUAGUAAUAACUCAGUUGACCCAGAGGAUGAUGAGGAUAAUUAUGAGUAUGAACAGUCAGAUUCAGAACCAGAGCCAGAACCGCUGAGACCUGGGAAAACUGCAGGUUUUAGUGGGAACAGUAGCAGCAAACCCUCCUCUAAAAAACCAAGUGGGCCACCCAAGCCCCCUCCACCUCCCAUGAACUUUGCAGAUUUACUCAAAUUGGCAGAGAAGAAGCAACAUGAGCCAGUUGAUGUGAAACCCAAGAUAGUGAAAAAAGAAGAAAGGCUCAGAACAGCUGAAGAGAUAAAAGAAUUGGAGAUGGAGCGCAAGGCUAAGAGACCGAAAGAAAAAGAGAGUAAGUCUCAGCCUAGCUCUAGUUCAGUAAGAAAAAACAUUUCCGAGAAGGAGCAGAAGAACUACAAAACGCAAAAAAACUCUGUGGAAAAGCCAAGUCUGCCCAGUGGGUCAGUGAAGAAGAUGCAUCCAACACCAACUAGUGACAAAGGCCACUCCUCUUCUUCCAAGCCCUCUGUUAGUGACAGAGAAAGGGAUAGACCCAAGAUGUCUCACAGUGAUAGAGACAGACCCAAGACAAGCUUGUCUAGUUCAUCUGGUGCCAUUAACAGUAAAGUUCCUUCGAAAGCCACAUCUUCUCAGGUUUCAGCCAAACAAGGGGGCCCCAGGCCCUCGUCUAGCCACAAACCCAGCACCUCAAGUGACCUUAUCCAUAAAAAAGAAAGCUCAUCAAGAGCCUCGGGUAUUCCUGGGACCAAGACCCCUGGUACAGCUGUAACAGUCCAAAGAUCUCAACAUGGAAGCUCCCAACAGACCAGGCCCAGUCAGGGUAGCUCAUCAAAGCAGGGACCUAUAGUUGGAGGCCACAAGUCUGGAAAGGGAGAACCACUAAGACCUGGUAUGAAUACUGCUCUAAAGCCAAGUGGUAAUUCGAUGAUGAGACCUUCGUCAGGCGUCCCUCCUAAGGCAGGUAGUCAUCCUCAGUCACGGCCUGGAGGCACACUCCAGGCAAAAACUGGUGGUGUCCCUCAGGCCAGGCCUGGCGGGAGUGGCCUACAGGGUCAACCUAAAGGUGGUGGAUCCCGACCUCCUGGGAGCGGACCUGGUCGGCCUGGUGGUGGAGGACCAGUGCCUGGACGACCGACUGGCAGCAUUGGAUCAGGACCUGGAAGACCCAAGUGCACUGUGGUGUCAGAGACCAUUUCAUCCAAGAAUUUUGGUGGACCCAGACCAGGAGCCCCUCCUCGGCCAGGCAUGCCACAGAGACCUGGAAUGCCACAGAGACCUGGGAUGCCACCCAGACUGGGAAUGCCACCUAGGCCGGGAAUGCCACCCAGACCGGGAAUGCCACCCAGACCGGGAAUGCCACAGAGACCUAUCAUGAACAGACCACCAGGUCCGAUGUUACCACCUAUCACUUCGGCAUACAAGAGGAAAUACGAGGAUGAGGAAGAGGAGUAUGACCCAGAAAUGGACGAUUUUAUUGAUGACGGAGGUGAUGAGCCAGAUGACAUUUCCAGGCACAUAAGGGAAAUCUUCGGUUACGAUAGAAACAGAUACAAAGAUGAAAGUGACUAUGCACUUAAAUUCAUGGAGAGCAGCUGGAAAGAUAUGCAGAAGGAGGAGGCCAGGAGCUUGAGAAUGGCUGUGCAGGAAGAUCUGGAGGAGGAGAAAAGAGAAGAAGAGGAGCUGAAAAGGAAAGAUGCCAAGAGGAAAAAGAAGAACUGAAAAGAACUUUGUGGUUAAGA